Molecule: messenger RNA, 1960 nt
Organism: Xiphias gladius (swordfish)
Lineage: Eukaryota; Metazoa; Chordata; Actinopteri; Istiophoriformes; Xiphiidae
Gene: rab40b
Product: RAB40B, member RAS oncogene family
Exons: 6
Coding region: 438-1298 (286 amino acids)
Biological process (GO): protein localization to plasma membrane; intracellular signal transduction
Cellular component (GO): synaptic vesicle; endosome; plasma membrane
Molecular function (GO): GTPase activity; GTP binding
Source: RefSeq, a predicted model, not a curated record
CCUCCUCAGUCCGGGAGACCAGGAGCCGAACUGGACCGUCCGCGGAGGAUUUUUACCUUCGUGCGUAAAAGCGCCGUGCGUCCCGCGCGCGCCGACGGCACAGGGGGCGCGAGGUUCGCUGUGACUGACCUUUGACAGUGGUCGGUGUCGCCGGCUCACGCAGGACACUUGUAGCUCUCCUGGACACAGUCUGGACCUGGACACGGUCAGGACCUGGAGAAACUGUUAGUUACGUGUAAACACGCGCAGAGCCUCCGUCGUGGAGCGCGGCGGGACUUUAACCAUCGCGGGUUUAUCUCUUUGGACUUUACGCGUCUCUGUCUCCGCACUUCUCGCUUUGGACCGGGAGGAAGAGGAGGAGGAGGAGGGGGGGUCAGGCUACAUGCUGCCCAGUCUCAUCCCAUGAUGGGACACGGCAGCCGUCAUCUGGCGCGAGGAUGAGCCACAGAAGCAGCCCGGCCAGGGCGUACGACUUCCUGCUCAAGUUCCUGCUGGUGGGGGACAGCGACGUCGGGAAGGGCGAGAUCCUGGCGAGCCUGCAGGACGGAGCCACCGAGUCCCCGUACGGCUACAACAUGGGCAUCGACUGCAAGACGACCACCAUCCUCCUGGACGGGAGAAGAGUCAAGCUGCAGCUGUGGGACACGUCUGGUCAGGGACGAUUCUGCACCAUAUUCAGGUCCUAUUCCAGAGGAGCACAGGGAGUUAUUCUGGUGUACGACAUCGCCAACCGCUGGUCCUUUGACGGAAUCGACAGGUGGAUCAAAGAGAUAGACGAGCAUGCCCCGGGGGUGCCUAAGAUCCUGGUGGGGAACCGUCUCCACCUGGCCUACAAGCGUCAGGUGACCACGGAGCAGGCGCAGGUGUAUGCGGAGAAGCUGGGCGUCACCUUCUUCGAGGUCAGUCCCCUGUGCAACUUCAACAUCACCGAGUCGUUCACCGAGCUCGCCCGAAUCGUCCUGAUGAGACACGGCAUGGAGCGUCUGUGGCGGCCCAACAAAGUCUUGAGUCUUCAGGACCUCUGCUGUCGCUCCAUUGUCUCCUGCACCCCAGUCCACCUGGUGGAUAAACUCCCCCUCCCGCUGGCUCUCAAGUCCCACCUGAAGUCCUUCUCCAUGGCCAAUGGACUCAACGCCCGUAUGAUGCACGGACGCUCCUACUCCGUCACCGCCAGUGCCGCCCACCACGGCGCCACAAAGAGGACCGGAGGGACGCUGCUGAAAAAACCCAAACUGAUCCGGCCUCCGUCCCUCAGCCCGGCUGCACAGAGCUGCAGAAACAGCUGCAAAAUAUCUUAACAGUAAACGCGCCGCCACGGGUUUUCAAGAUGUAAGGGGAUUCAUGACGCGAGCAACUCGUGUGUUUUGAGGCUGAGAAGCUGCUGACCACGUUUGACCCUCUGCUGCUUAAUGAGCAGCAGAAAAAGAGGAAGUGGAAUUCAAAAUAAAAGCUAUCAGCAGUUUGACUUACCCACAGGAACACAGAGAGCGGAAGUCCUGCCGGUUUGCAAGUUCGCCAAUGUUCAUCAGUCUCAGCCGGGAGGUGUAUUUUCUCAUAGAGCGUUAGGGUCUUUUUUAAAGGCUCAAACAUAAUACUUGAGUUUAGGGGUCUUCACAAGUCUGAAGUGCUGUACCUGAUCUGAAAUGGAAAAUCUAGCUGAGCCCGACGGGCAUACUGUAAAUCCAAAAAUAGAAGCCUUUAUUCAAUUAAUGGCCAAGUCCACAGGGACCAACUUUAUUAUUUCCCGGGGGGUGUCCAACAUAGCUGUGUUGGUGGCGGUUGUAAAUCACAUCUUGUCACACUGUUUAACUGCUGCCGUUGAUUGGAAACUGUAUUCAAACUUAAGUUUUUAGUUCACGCUGGAGAGUCUGUCUGUCCCCGGUCCCAAGCUUCAGCCAGAAAAGACAAAAUACUACGGAAUAUAAAAAAUAUCAGAGGAAACCACGAAGUACGGCUUACC